Messenger RNA from Megalops cyprinoides (Indo-Pacific tarpon), 1776 nucleotides. Its product is annotated as TOX high mobility group box family member 3-like. Gene Ontology annotation, molecular function: chromatin DNA binding. The transcript has 7 exons. The record is from RefSeq and is a predicted model, not a curated record. Gene Ontology annotation, cellular component: nucleus. Lineage: Eukaryota; Metazoa; Chordata; Actinopteri; Elopiformes; Megalopidae. Gene Ontology annotation, biological process: regulation of transcription by RNA polymerase II. Bases 1 to 1776 code for a protein of 591 amino acids.
AUGGAUGUAAGAUUUUAUCCGUCUGCUAGUGGGAAUCCUAUUCCAGGAGAACCAUCGAACCUGGAUUUUCCCCACUGCCUGGGUUACUACAACUACAAUAAGUUCGGGAACAAUAAUAAUUACAUGAACAUGGCUGAGGCCAGUGGGGCCCUUCUUGCAGCUGGUGAUCAAACAUUCCACACACCCAGCCUGGGGGAUGAAGAAUUUGAGAUUCCACCUAUUACACCCCCACCGGAGACUGAGUCAAGUCUAGGGAUGUCGGAGAUGGACUCACCCUUUCCAGCUCUCUCAGACCCCCUGCCCUUACAGAGGGGCCAGUUCACCCCUCAAUUCCCCCCUCAGAGCCUGGAGCUUCCCUCCAUUACCAUCUCUCGCAACCUCAUGGACCAAGAGGGAUCAAUACUGGGCAAUGGCCUGCCAGUGAGCACUGGCCAAGCCCAUCUUCGACAGUAUCACCCCAACCCCUCAAUGGUCAUGAGAUCUAUCAUCAAUAUGAACAACCCUUCUGCCAUGAUGUCACGAAACCAGCUGACUACAAUCAACCAAUCGCAGCUCAAUGCGCAACUAGGGUUAAACCUAAGUGGACCAAAUAUUCCCCAUACCUCACCAUCUCCUCCUGCUAGCAAGUCUGCCACUCCCUCCCCCUCCAGCUCCAUCAAUGAAGAAGACCAGGAUGAUGGCAAUAGGGUGAUUGGAGAGAAGCGCCCUGCCCCAGAUACAGCUAAGAAGCCCAAGACACCCAAGAAGAAGAAAAAGAAAGACCCCAAUGAGCCACAGAAGCCUGUCUCUGCCUAUGCCUUGUUCUUCAGGGACACCCAGGCUGCCAUCAAGGGCCAGAACCCCAAUGCCACCUUUGGGGAGGUGUCUAAAAUUGUGGCCUCCAUGUGGGAUGGCCUUGGAGAAGAACAGAAGCAGGUCUAUAAAAGCAAAACAGAAGCUGCCAAAAAAGACUACUUAAAAGCCCUUGCUGCAUACCGUGCCAGUCUGGUAUCAAAGGCAGCUGCGGAAUCAGCAGAAGCACAGACCAUACGCUCCGUCCAGCAGACACUGGCCUCCACCAACCUAUCCCCCUCGCUGAUCCUCAGCUCACCACUGGCCCAGCACCCAUCCAUGUCUGCCGCCACACAGGCCUUGCAGCAGGGCAUUCCACGGGCCAUCGCCCCCAAGCCACUGCAAAUGAGGCUACCAAGUGGCCAGAUUGUGACCUCUGUGACGGUAGCGAAUCAGAGCAUGCCCUCCAAUGUGCCCUCGCAGCUCAUGGGCCAGAUGGGCAGCAGCGGGGUGAUGGCGCCAGGGGCUUCAAGUGCUGCUGUGGCACAGAUGAGUCCGCCCAUGCAGCAGGCAGUGCAGCAACAGCACCAGAUGCAGCAGCUGCAGAAACACCUGCAGCACCAACAGAUGCAGCAGCAGCAGCUGCACCACCAGCAGAUCCAGCAGCAGAUGCAGCAUCAGCAUUUCCAGCAGCACCUCCAGCAGCAACUGCAGCAGCACCACCUGCAGCAGCAGCAACAACAGCAGCAGCAGCAAAUGCAGCAGCAACAAAUGCAGCUACAACACAUGCAAAUGCAACAAUUGCACCAGCAACAAAUUCAACAACUCCAACAGCAGCAGCAUUCAUCGCAAUGUUCUCCACCCCAGAAUUCCCCUGCAACACCCCAGUCAGUGGGGGGUUCAGUUUCCCUGGGCAGCCCCCAACCCACGUCUAAGCAGCAGCAGCAGUCCCAAAUACAGGCCCAUGCCCAUGCCCAAGUCCUGUCGCAGGUCAGCAUCUACUGA